This is a messenger RNA of Pungitius pungitius (ninespine stickleback), 2350 nucleotides long. It is a transcript of the gene hs3st3l, whose product is annotated as heparan sulfate (glucosamine) 3-O-sulfotransferase 3-like. Bases 116 to 1210 code for a protein of 364 amino acids. The record is from RefSeq and is a predicted model, not a curated record. Gene Ontology annotation, molecular function: [heparan sulfate]-glucosamine 3-sulfotransferase activity. The transcript has 3 exons. NCBI's taxonomy places the organism in Eukaryota, Metazoa, Chordata, Actinopteri, Perciformes, Gasterosteidae.
AAAGGAGCAGAGCUCGAUGGAAGAGACACUGUUGUGUUAAUGACGUUAAAGUAAGAAAGGAUGUAAGUCAAAUUGAUAGUAGAAUGGCACUUUAUCCCACAUGGUUCUCUGAGGGAUGGCAACUUUCCACCACCAGCAUCAUCACUAUUUGAGCGUGGACUUGCGGCAGCUCUUCCAUCGGCUCACAAUCGCGUCCUCUCUGAGCAUCCUCUGCUUCUCCUUGGUUUAUCUCCUCACCGGAUGCUAUGAGUCAGAGUUGACAGAAAACUCUGGGAUUAAGGCACCCACACACAAGUUUCUUGUGUCAGGGUCAGGAUGGCCGUACGAGAGAAACCGAGCAAGCAUUGUCAAGGACAUUGCUACCACUGCUAGCAAAGGGGAGUUCAACGGUCGUCCCGGGUUGGAGGCGAACAGCUCAGGGAAAGAAUUGACAGCUACUAGAAGGUUACCGCAGGCUCUGAUCAUAGGGGUUAAAAAGGGAGGCACUCGGGCUCUACUAGAGUUUCUGCGGCUCCAUCCGGACGUGCGUGCCGUGGGUUCGGAGCCGCACUUCUUCGACCGGCAUUACUCACGGGGGCUAGACUGGUACAGAAGUAUGAUGCCCAAAGCCCUAGACGGUCAGAUUGUUAUGGAGAAGACGCCUCGUUACUUUGUUACCUAUGAAACGCCAGCACGAGUCCAUGCCAUGUCACGGGAUGUAAAACUGAUUGUGGUCGUCCGUGAUCCCGUGUCCAGAGCCAUUUCCGACUACACACAGAUCAUCUCCAAGACCCCCGACAUCGCUCCCUUUGAGAGCUUGGCCUUCAAGAACUGCACUACAGGUCAGAUUGACUCUCUGUGGAGCCCACUCUGGAUUGGCCUGUACGCCCAGCACCUGGAGCACUGGUUGUCUUGGUUUCCGAAGACUCAAAUCCAUCUUGUCAGCGGUGAAAGGCUCAUAUCUGACCCAGCACAAGAACUGGGAAAGGUCCAGGACUUUCUGGGGGUCGAGAAGAUUGUCACAGACAAACACUUCUACUUCAAUAAAACAAAAGGCUUCCCCUGCCUGAAGAAGCCAGAGGGGAGCAGUAAACCUCACUGCCUGGGGAAAACAAAGGGGAGGACUCAUGCCUCCAUCAACGCUGAGGCAAUGCAGAGACUGAGGGUUUUCUACAAGCCGUAUAACCAGCGAUUCUAUCAGAUGGUGGGCCAGGACUUUGGAUGGCAGUGAUGCUGUAAUUGUGCCGAAACUGGAACUUCAUUAUGAAGUGCAGAUGAUUUUAAGAACAGAGUCAGCAGUGGGAAUUUCAGUUGAGAAAAAUCUAUAAUAUCCAUUCAUAUUGUUCAAUGGUUUGAAAGACAGCAGGGCUAUUUUAUUUAUAAAUAUAAAAUAUGGACUUUAAUGGUAUUGUUUGUUUGCUCUACGGUAGCGGAGAAGGCUGUUGCGCGAGGAGUGGGCCACCUAUGCGAGCCUUGAAAGGGUGGGGCUGUUCGUUGAGAAAGUGCGAACGAUACCUCGGAAAAUGAUGGUGCCGCACCCCUUGACAAUUUGGGUUCAUGAUUAAGUUGUGCUGGUGGGUCCCGCAGCCAGACAAGAUGAGAAACACUGCUCUAGAUAGUAGGCUGUAUUUGCAGAAUAAAACCAGACUUUCCUGUUUCAGAAAUUAUAACAUUGUAUUACUUGGUUCUUAACUCUCACUUCGUAAGAAUGUGAGGGUAAUUGUUAAUCCCUUAAAUCACUAAUUAUAUUUCAUUAGUAUUUCAGUCCUCUUCUGAGUUUUACAUAGGUUUCUAUGUAGUGAGCUAGAGGGCAGCUUUGGAAUGUUCCGGAAAUUUAGAGUGAGGGAAGCAUCAGAUUUCAGUAAAAAAAAGAGGCACUUUGGCCCUCACGGCUACAAUAUUCACUUUUCAGGCUUCAUUUUUGGAUCAAAACCAUGCCGUGCUUGUGCUGGUUGGACUCAUAUGGGUAUGGAAUUCCACAGUUACUUACUUUUGUCCUGAGGAGCCCGAGAGUGAGACAAAGUCUGUCUCAAGCCCCGUAGGCUCCAAUAUAAACCUGGUGACAUAUUUUUAAGAAAAACCAGAAGGUACACGUUGAUUUUUACUCUCAAUACUAUUAUUUAUAUUGCUAUUAAUACUACAACUACUACUGAUGUUACUACAAAUACUAAUAUGACUAAUAGUAUUAGUACUACAGCUGAUUAUACUAGCAGAGACGCCUCAACGGGGCAGGCAACCCAGGCAAUAGCCUAGGGCCCCGAGCUGAAGGACUUCCCAAGGGACGGCUGACGUCAAUGACAAAAUAAUGACACUGCUCUAGACCAGUGUUUCUCAACUGGUGGGUCGCGACCCCCCCCAACGCGGAAGCACC